Messenger RNA from Rhipicephalus sanguineus (brown dog tick), 1292 nucleotides. RefSeq names its product immunoglobulin-binding protein 1b (gene Tap42). Bases 44 to 1123 code for a protein of 359 amino acids. NCBI's taxonomy places the organism in Eukaryota, Metazoa, Arthropoda, Arachnida, Ixodida, Ixodidae. Gene Ontology annotation, cellular component: cytosol. Gene Ontology annotation, biological process: regulation of dephosphorylation; regulation of signal transduction. Gene Ontology annotation, molecular function: protein phosphatase 2A binding. The transcript is spliced from 10 exons. The record is from RefSeq and is a predicted model, not a curated record.
UAGCGGAUUGCUUGAAUCAGAGUGCACUCCGAAGCGAGCGAAAAUGGGUGAUGACAAAACCAGCGGCAGCGAUUUGAGUUCUUUGAACGAACUUUUUGGCAGUGGUUUCAAUUUGUAUCUCGAAAUUGAGAAGUCAACUGAGAGUGCCAAUGAAAAGACCUACCAAGAUAAAGUGCGGGAGGCGACGGCACAGUUUGAGAAUGCGACGCACCUCGUCAACGAAAUUGGGAUCUUCAGCGAAAAUGAAGAACUCGACGAAGUUUCCACACGCCACCUAAAGUUUCUGCUGUUGCCGGCAUUUCUUGGUUCUCUAACGCAGAAGAGAGUUGCGACUGACCGAAGUGAAAUCCUGCGAUUAUCGGAGGUUUACUUCCGGGACUUCCUAACACGAUGUCGGAAUUACGGAGUCACCAGCUACGAAUUGCCCGAAGCAAAGGACGAUGAUUCUCCCGAGGAGAAGCCAGCCGCGAGUCCCAAGAAGUCUGAAACAGACAACCUUCUCGAUGCUUGCAGGAAGCGAAAAGAGAAGAUUGCCCGCUUCACAGAGCAGAAGGCCAUGGAGGAGCGUCAACGGCAGCUCAAGGAUCUCAUCAGCAAUGCCACGGCGGAUGACGAGGUCGUGAGGGAGUACUACACCGUGCUACUUAAAUAUUGGGUGAACAAUGCAAUCGAGGAACUGCGCAGCAUUGAAGAGGAGAAGCCCAUCCUCCAGUAUAUGGCCAAAAUGAAAGCACAGGGAAAGCCAACACACGAGGCAUCGACACAGCAGCAGCCCAAGAAGCCUCUGCGGCCCAUCAUCAUCACUCGCAAUGAGCUCCAGAAGCAGGUGUAUGGUGCCGGCUACCCGAGCAUCCCCAGCAUGACGGUCGACGAGUUCUACGCCAAGCGUUACCCCAAGCUCUCGGAACAGGAGUCCUCAAGUGCCGAAGCUGUCAAACCGUGGAGCCUGCAAGACUGGGCAGCAGAUCCCGAGAAGGCAUCGCGGGAGCUGGAGGAGGAAGAGGCCCAGAAAGAGCAGCUCAUCGAGGCUGACGACAAGGCAGCCCUGGAGUACAAGCGCGCCAUGGACGACUGGAAGGACGAAAAUCGAAGAGGAAGUGGCAACAGAAAAAACAUGGGCUGAAGAUCGAGAACAACCCUUCCUUUUUACAUGAUGAGAUUCCCAGUGAUCCAGUGGGCAUUGUGUAUUUAGUCAUCUGGCUUCGUAUAGCAUUGUGUUGUAAAACGAGCCUUCCAUUUGGGGCUCUUUUGUGCUUACAUGGAGUGUGUUAUUAAAUAAUGUUUUAAUUUUU